Messenger RNA from Oikopleura dioica, 3186 nucleotides. NCBI's taxonomy places the organism in Eukaryota, Metazoa, Chordata, Appendicularia, Copelata, Oikopleuridae. The record is from the annotation of a GenBank genome assembly.
AUGGGGGUCGAAGAAAAAUACAACGCAGUCAGAUCGCGGCUAGACGCGUUUGGCUACAAAGCUCCUCUCGGAAUCGACAGUAUUCCUCUCGUCGAGCGUCUUUUCGCCGAUCUGGUCCACACAACUGAAUCGCUCAAAAAGGCGCGGAUGAAACCGCUUCCUCUCCACGAAACACAGCCAACGGUUACGACGAGUAGCUUUGAGGAAACAGUGGAGCCGUUCAGACAGGACAACUCGCGAUUGAUGAGCGAAAAUAAUGAGCUUCAUAAAAACAUUGUCUCGAUCAAGGAUAAACUCGUGGAAACAUCGGCCAACUUUCAGCAGCGUGGUCGAAAGCUUCAAAAUGAAAACUCCGAUUUGCGUUUUCUCAACACGCAGUAUCUCAUGAAAAUCAAACAGCUGGAAAAAGAGGGAUACGCCAAGAGCGAAAAGCUACGUAAGUUACAGGAAGCAAGCGCCACUGCAAUCGUUACAGAGACUGGAAAGAAGAGCAGCACGACCACGCGAAGACAGAGAAUAACGCUCGACAAUACUCUUCCAUUUUCCGAAUUCAAGGCGACGCCGAUUCCAGCUGCCAAUGAUCUCUACGUCGCUGAUGUACUCAAAAUUGCAGAGCAGCGAUGCAACGCGCUCGAGGGCGAAUGUGCCAAGCUCCGUGAUGCGAAAAAAGAGUCCGACGACAGGCUGAAGUAUCUGAGGAAGCAAAAGGAACUCACUGAAACGGAAAACGAGCGGCUUCGACGACAACUCUCUGGUGGCCGCCCCGAAGCAGCGAUAACGAUUGAUGCAGCGGCUAAGCAGUCUGAAAAGGUCAUUUCUCAGUUGACCCUCCAGCUAGAACUGGCUCAGGAAGCCCAAAUUGAGGCAGAAGAGUCGGCCGAAUCACUCAAUCUUGAAAUUGAAAGCCUCCGCUCUAAGAAUGACAAACUUAGAGCAGAGGUCAAUGAAAUCGGCCAAAUGGCAACUGCGUUGGAGAAAGAACGACAACUGGCCGUCGCUAAAGCCGAUAAUAACUCGACUCUUGUAGAGAAGCAAACCUUGGAACGAAAAAUCCGAGGGUUGGAAGACGAGUUGACGGAAAUGUCGGCCAAGCUCGGUAGAGAGAGCGAAAACUCGGAGCGUCUUCAGCGAUUGCUAAGCGACAUUGAGCCUGGAGAAGAUAUUGUUGCGCUGAGAAAGGAGCGAGACUUUUACCAGGAUGCAUAUCGAACGAUUUCGGCGAGAAAUGGCGGCCUUGGUGAUGAAGUCGUGACGCCAGAGCGGGUAGAAGCGAUUGUUCUCGAGCGAGACGCAGCCCGAAAAGAAGUGAUCACGCUUCAACGACAGUAUGCCGAGGUAGCAGCCAAUGUGAAAGUGUUGCAGCAAGAGCGAGACCGAUUGGAGCUCAGCUUCGCUGAGUCCAACAACGAACUUGCGACCCUCCGACGCGAAGUGAUCACAAACUCGCCGAGCAAAGGGCGAAAAGCACCAGGUCAAUCCUCCGACGAGGCAAUUCUCAAACGACUCCAACAAGAGCGCGACAGAGCCGUCAAUGAUUUGAGAAAACUCGAAUGCGAGCGCGACACGCUCCUCGAACAGGUCAAAAUCAACCGAGAGAACAAAAUCAUCGAUACAGUGACGCUCGAGCAAAGUGUCGAGGACUUAGAAAAUCGAGCCCGUCUCCUCGAAAAUGAACGACGAGAACUUCUUAUGGCGCAGUCGGCGAUGAAGUCCAAGCUCGAGGAGGCACAGGCUGAUGCUUACAGAUUGAAAAAUGCAAAUGAAUACCUCAAAGCUGAGGCGGAAAAAGUCCGAUGCGAUCUUGACGAGGUUCAUUUGUUGCGAUCCCAAGCCGAUUCUACUAACCGAGAAAUGAUGCGAGUUCGAUCAAAGCUUCAAUCGGAGUUCGAUGCCGAAGUCGAAAAGAACAACGCUCUGGAAGGCCGAAUGCAAGUCCUAGUCUCCAACAACACCGAUCUAAGCCAAGAAAACGCCAAGUUGCGGAAUACAGUAACCACGCUCGAUCGCGAAAAAGAUGCGUUGACAAUUGCGCUUGAUGAGAAAUCAGAACGACUGGUGAAGCUGGAGAAAAGUGCAAAAACUAGCGAACAUAGUUCUGGCGAGCAAAAAACGCUCAUCGCGAAUUUAAAGCAGGAAAUCGAGCUACUUCAUGAUCAAGUUGAUGAUUUAGAGAGAAAGCUUUCUCAAGCGAGAAAACAACUGGAAGAGAAGCGCUCCAUCGAAAGCGAUCUCAUCGCGUCGCGUGAAAACGCAUCCCGAGAGAAACGACAACUGGCAGAAAAGGUUGAUCUUCUGGUAGGUGAGAACGAAGCGUUGACUAAAGAAUUGGGCAUUGCUGUCGAACAAAGAGACGAUUAUAAGAGCAAGAUCGAAACCGACGAUGAAAAAAUAAACGGCAUCGAAGUGCAACUCACCCAUUCUCGUCGCGAGCUGACAGUAUUCAACGAUAAAAUCGCCGAACUAGAAGCAACGAAUCAAAAGCUAACGACCGAUCUCAGUACGGUAAUCAGCGAGUAUGAGGCAAUGUCUAGACAUUUGGAGAAUACAGAAAAUGAAAAGACGCAGUUGUCGCAAAAAGCGAUUGAACUGGAAAAUGAAAUUGUGGAGCAUCUUCAUGCUUCGAAAGUCAACGAAGGUAACAUUGGCGAACUUUCAUCGAAUGUUCGUCAAUUGGAGGAGCUUCUGCAGCACAAGACAGACGAAUGUACGGCUCUGCAAUCGGCUCUUGAAGGAUCCAGGGAUCUCAAUGCCAAGUUACAGUCUACUUCUGACAAUACUACAAGGGAGAUCGCCUUGCAUUUGGAACAUAUCACCGAAAAGGAAGCCGUAGCAGAAGAUCUCCGGGAGACCAUCGCAGGCCUAAAGCGACAGCUGGGCUCUGCUGAAGAUACAGUUCGCACCUUGGAACAGACGAUACGCACCCUUCGCGAGCAGCAAUACGCCAAUGAGCUUCUCAAGUCGGAGCUUGAGGCAGAUCGAGACGUUCAAAUUGAAAAGGCAAAGAUCGCAGCCGCGCGCUCCGACGCCGCGGACGAGGAUCGAAUUGAAUUGAGAAGCAAAGUCGCUGACGCUGAUCAAGAAAUCGAGUCCUUGAAAAGACAAAUUACAGACCUCAAGUUUCAAAGCGAAAAAACGAAUCAAAAACUGCGCCGACUUCAAGGACAGGUUCAGAACCAAAGUCUCUGA